AUGGCUUCAUCCGAUUCUGAGCACCGCGGUCGUCAAAGACGCCGCAACACCUCCCCUUAUGGUGUUCCUCCUCGCCGAUUCCCUUCUCGUGCCGCCGACGACCAGUUCCUCCGUGAAAACGACGUCGAAGGGCCUGCAGAAGUCGGACCAGUCGGACCAUUGACCCAACUGCUACGAGAAGUCGCCCUUCGUGCACGCUCCCGCUCCCGCUCGCAAAGCACUGUGAGAGAACGCUCACGCUCAGCCAGCACUGUGAGAGCAAGAAGCAGGCCCAGGGUUGUCGAAAGCAGAUACCAGUACAACGAGAGAACGUUUGCACAAAACAACAACAUCGCAGCCGCCGAAAUGGCAAACAACAAUGCCUUCCCUCCACUUGACACCUCAAUGAACAAUGCCCCACGCAACGCAGCCUCUCCUACCACUCCACACCCUGGCAGCUCAGUCAACGGCAACGGUGCAGGCCCUGCUAACUACAUGGCGACUCUACCAGUUGGACAUCAGCAAGAUCUGAACUUCCUCUAUGCGCAGAUUCAAGAGUUGGGAGGCAUACUCAGAAGCAAUCGCGAAAAGGUCAAUGUCAUUACCCAAACCGCGGAAGAAGUUGCACGACGUGCGAAUGGCGCCCUGGGCGACGGUGAAGGAAUCCCGGAGACCGAACGAGCACGCAUGCGAGAGAUUGAGCGCGAAUUAGCCAAAGCGAAACAGCUGGUUGAAGCGUACAAACACGAACAGACGGAAAACACCAACCUCAUCGCCAUGUAUGAGGACGCUUUGGGAACAGCCACCGAGCAGAUUCGCAACUACUGUGGAGGCAUUGAGGAACGCUUUUUGGCGCAGCGCAGACACUACAACAAUCUCUUGCAGCAGGAGAAGGAUGAUCACUUGCAGAGCCGCUUGGAGAAGGACCAUUGGUUUGCCCAGACUCUCAAGGUGUGCGAGAUGAUUCGGACUGCGUACCGCCUGCGUACUGAGGAGUGGGGUGAAGAAUACACCAUCAUCUCUGGUUUGCAAGCUGAAGUCCGAUGCUACCGACGCUUGUUGGGAAUGGAGGUGGAGAGACCUGAGGACGAGACUGGUUGGCCUUAUCUCAAGGACUUGCCAUUGAAUGAUCAGGCUUGA
This is a messenger RNA of Exophiala viscosa, 1119 nucleotides long. RefSeq lists its product as uncharacterized. NCBI's taxonomy places the organism in Eukaryota, Fungi, Ascomycota, Eurotiomycetes, Chaetothyriales, Herpotrichiellaceae. The coding region runs from base 1 to 1119 and encodes 372 amino acids. The transcript has 3 exons. The record is from RefSeq and is a predicted model, not a curated record.